Molecule: messenger RNA, 8479 nt
Organism: Cotesia glomerata
Lineage: Eukaryota; Metazoa; Arthropoda; Insecta; Hymenoptera; Braconidae
Gene: ash1
Exons: 5
Coding region: 819-7745 (2308 amino acids)
Cellular component (GO): nucleus
Molecular function (GO): chromatin binding; protein binding; histone methyltransferase activity
Source: RefSeq, a predicted model, not a curated record
AAGUGAAGCCGAAUUUAUCUCUUUCUCAUUGUGAGUGGAAAAGGAGCGGAAGGAACAAUAAAAAUGUGAGCGAUAUUGUCGAUCGAGUUUUGAGAGUAGAAUUAAAUAAUAAUCCACUUGGCGGUGUUCGCGAUGCACUGACCGUCAAGAGAAAAUAAUAAUGUGAGACGCGAUGUUGUAUGCGUAUUAUACGACAUUUCCGUGAAAAUAUGUGAUUUAUUGUGUGACAUAAAUAAUCCGCAGGUGCGGAUACCAUGCUAUUAUCAAUAGCAAAUCAAAUGUUUUAAGUGUUUAACAUUUAAAAGUAAUAAUAAAUACAAUUAUAAAUAAUAACAAUAAAUAAUUAAUACUAUAUGUACGCACUUAAAUUUACCAACGCCAUUUUGUGUAGCACGCAUGAAGAUACGUAAACAUACAGAUCAAACUUUCUAAUUGUGUUUGUAUAUAUGUUGUGUAAGUUUUGACAAUUUUUAAAUAAUCCCAGGCAUAAUUGAAUAUGAUUGUUGGCUAGUAAUAAAUAGAUACACAUGCAUCAUCAAUAAAAGUGCGUUAAAUAUAAAUUGGUAUAUUAUUUUUCGCGCCAAUUCAACUGAUGCACCUGGGGGUUACAUCUGCUUAUCAAAAGACAGCUGUCCAACUACUAAUUAAUACACUAUUAUUAUCAUAUAUUAUACUUGUCAAUUGACGAAUCAUUAUUCAAUACAAAUAAUGCAAGGUAAUUGACGUUGCAGAACUCAUCUACUGAAGGUGAUAAACAACACCAUCAUCAGUACAAACGGUUGAUAUAUGAAACCUGUGAAUGUCAUUUAAACGGAAAAAUGUCAGGUGAUUCAGGAUGGAACGCUGUUAUCCAUCGUCCGUCGGAGCUCGAGCUCCAGAACUGGAAUUGGGACGAAAACGAUGGCGAACCGGAACGCGAAUUACCAUCUACCGUGGACAUGGACGCCAUAAAAGGUGGUGGUAGUUGGGUUCCUGCAACUGAACAAAAUGAUAGUGAGUCUGUUGAUUCAGAGGAAGAUUCUGAUUCAGAUGAUGAAAGUUCUGGUGGUACCGAUGGCAGCUGUUCAUAUUCUGACUCUGAAUCGGAUGAUGAGAGUAGUGGUGGUGAAUUUGAUGAUUCUGUCAGUAAUUCAGAUUGUUCUUCCGAGCAUAGCGAACAAACAUUCUCCAUACGUGAAACAAAUUUUGAUCAGGGCGGUCUUAAAUUAAAAAUAAGUAUGAAAGCACAAAAAAAAGAUAUUAAUAUUGAUAAUAAUGUCGUAAUUCCUGAUAAUAAAUCUAAAUGUGAUAAUAAUAGUAAAGUUACUAAAAAAAUAUUAACGCGUAAAUCCAAAGCAACGUUGAAAACAUCCGAAUGUACUUCUGAUGAUUCUGAUUCGUCGGCAGGCCCGAUAUCUACAGUGAAUCAAUCAUCACUUCCAGUUACAUCACAAUUACAAUCACAAAAUCAAUCAUCACAUUUAAAUCAACAACAACAACAAUUACAGCAGCAGCAACAACAACAACAAUUACAGCAGCAGCAACCUCUACAAAAAAUUGAUCAAGAACAUUUAUCAGCAAUUAUUCCUGAUCAGGAGGAUACACCAUUUGAUGGUUUCGAUGACUCAGAAAGUGGUCGGUUAGUAUCAAAAGCUAUUGAACGCAUGUCAUUGAGUGCUGAUUCAGAUUCUAGUGAGAAUACCGAUCAAAAUCCAGUGCCUGUUUAUAGUUCAACGUUAUUACAACAGUUUGUUGAAAAAACAGCUUUAUUAUCAGAACCGCGAAAGAGACGUAGUAAAGUUGGUAAAAAAACAGCCGAUUCUGAAUACGCAUGCACAGCUAAUGUGUCACCAGACUCUGGUAUACAAUCCGUUAAUAAUAGUCCACUGCAUUUAACAACAACUCCAGCUAGUCCGCCUGUUCGUUCACAAUCACCAGUACAAUCAACAUCGGCACCAGCGUCAGCACCACCACCACCACCUCCACCAAAACCGGCAGUUAAUGUUGAUCGAGUAUUAUAUCCACCAAAAAGAAAACCUGGUAGACCUGCUAAAAUGGUGUCAACACAACCACGUGGUCCUGGCAGGCCACGUUUGAAGCCGGAUGUUGUUGAAAAAAUCACUAAAAUUGAACGAAAUUCAAGUCCUAUUGUCAGUACUAACAAACGGGAUACUAGUACUAGCAAACGUGGUAAACAAUUGACAAAAAGUACUAACAAAUUAACGGUGCAACAAGAAAAUAAAGAAGAAUUGCCGAGGAAUCAAAGGUUAAAAAAUAAAAAAACAAUUGUUAAUAACGGUGAAACCUCGGUGUCUACUAGUACUAAUACUUGUACUAAUAGUAAUAAUAAAAAUAAACCUUGUUCGACUGAUAAUAAAAAUAAUUCACAUGAUGAUAAUAAGUGCCUGAAUAAUAAAUCUAAUGCUAGUAAUAAAAAAGUAACUAAUAAGGAUAAGGAUACAUUAAAAACAUGCGAAAAAGUGUACAAAAAAUUACGGCAUGAUAAAUCUGCUGAAUCAAAUAAAAGUACUUCACCAUUGAGACAAAAAAUCAGCAAUGAUCAUACUUUUAGUGAUGAUAAAAGUAUUAAUAAUAGUAGUAACACUGCUACGAAAAAAGGUUCAAAGGAAAAUAGGAUUUCUGAAUGUUGCUCUUCACCAUCGGCAAAUAAAAAACAAACUGUAUCCAAGAAAACAAUAACCGCAUCAUCAACAUCUGCACUUUCAGCUCCAAAACGUGUUCAUAAAGAAAAUAAAACUUGUAAAAAAAUAUCUGAAACGAGUGGUGUUGGCGUGCAAACAGUAAUAUCUGUUCCUAUUGAUAUGAAAGCUGAGAAUAUUGAAAUAAAAACAGACAAGCGUGAUAAAUCUAUACAAUCAUCAAAUCAUCGUUUUAAAAACAAUAACGGCAACAACAAAAAUAACAACAAUAAUGCUAAUUCUCAUCAUCACCAUCACCAUCAUCAUCAUCACCAUCAUAAGCACAAACGACGGGUUGUUGUACCACCGAAAAAACCAUUACGUGUUGAUCCGCUGAUUGUCGAAGAGUUGGAAAAACUUAUUGAUGAUUUUGCAAAAUCAUGCAGUCUUGGUAAAAGUAUUACCAUUUCAAGUACUGAAUUGCCACAAAUAUUUCGCGUUAAAAAAAUUACUAAGAAACGAAAAGGUGAUUCGAGUACUAAUGAUGAACAAAAAUCAUUGAAAAGACGACUAAAAAAAGACAAAGUUUCUAGCAGUGGUAGCAGUGGAGAUUCAAAGAGCAGUAAUCAAAAUUCGAAUACCCCGUCAAAUCCUAAUGAACAGAGAUUGCCAUUGAAAAAACGGCAUUACCAUUUAUCGAGCCCACACAGUUCACAGAGUUCAAAUGCCAGCUCGACUGAUACCAAUCCAAAUGAAUCAAAUUCAAUGGAAAGCCAUAUUGAAGAAGCUAUUGAAGCAACUAUUGAAAGGUACAGUGGUAGUCCAUCAUCAUCACUGUCUAGCAAUUUACAUCAUCAAAAAGAAAAAGAUAUUGCUUCUCAAACACUAAAAAAACGUUUACGUGAUGGUAUUGACAGUACCGUUGUUGCCGAAACAGCUAGCGAAAGUUCAGACACCGAAGACAAACCUUUAAAUCGUUCAGAACAUCAACCGCCACGUCGUAAGAAAAAAAUAGUACGCGAUUUACGUGUUACUGUCACUAAGUUAAUUACAUCGGACAACAAUCUCACAGCAAAUAAUGGAGACAAAGUUGACAAUAAAGCGACCAAUGAAAAGAUUAAUAAUAAAAAUAGUACAGAUAAAAGUACAAACAAGGUGGAUAAAGUUAUUGAUAAGCAGUUAAAGACAGUUGACAAAAGUAAUGAACAACAGCAGCAGUCUGAAAAAAAUGACAAAAAUGAACAGCAAAAAAAAUUAUCUUCCGAUAAAAAUGACAAGAUUAAUUUAGCUAUUAAAGAUACAGAUGGUAAAAUAAACGUUAUAGAUCGUAAAGAUAGUAAUAAAAAAGAGUUAUUGAACGUACCAAAUCCAGUUAAUCCGAUGGCAGCAUUAAUACUUACUAAGAAAAAAAUACGGCGAAGAAAAGCUAUUAAUCGAACUGGUUUUCCAACACUCAAGAAAAAGAAGAAAAAGAAAAUCGCUGUAGUUAUUGAUGAUGAUGAUAAUAAAAAUGAUGAUGUUAAUCAUGAGGAUAAUAAUGAUAAUGAUAAAGACAAAUUAACGCUAGUGCCUCGUGUUGACAUAACAAUAACAGAUUUAGAAAAAAUAUCUAAAGUUGAAGAAAAAUCCGUACUAUCAGAGAGCGAUGUUAACACCGUACUACCUAUUGUAGAUGAAACUAAAAAUCAAGAUAGUGAUAAUAAUAACGAGGAAGAUGAUGAUUGUGGUAUUAUUGACGAUGAAGAUGAUAAUGAUGAUGAUGACGGUAAAAUGGAUACGAAUGACUUCAAAGAUUUUCCUGAACUAUCUUGUCACAGUUAUUCUGAUGAAAUGAUGGACACUUGCCAUGGAUCCGGAUUGAGAGUACGAAGAGACUUAGUUGAAUGUGAUGGUAGUAAACCAUGUGACAAAUCCUGCCCAGUCAAGUAUGAAAGAAUUCAAGAUUCGAGAAUUUAUGAUGAAAAUGCGACACUUGAAGAGUCAUUGGAACGUUACAAUCAGAGUCAGCGCAUAGCUGAAUUAAACGAGGAAAAUUUAAAGAAACUUGAACGUACAAAUUCCCAUUCAAGUGGGUCAUCUAAAAUAAUUGAUUCACCAAGUUAUCUUAAUAACAAUCACAAACGUAGAAGAGGUUCAACUAGUCCGUGUAAUUUAACACUAAGAAGUAUUAAGAGGCUUAAAAAUAAUGCUGCUGGUUAUGAUACUGAGAGUGACGCAUUACCAAGCAGCGAUGUUGCGAGUGAUGGACCAGAAGUCGGUAGUAAACAACAGGGUUCAUUGCAUUUACGUAAGAAACAGCCGAGAUGGAAGAAAAGAUAUCUACCAGCUGGGCUCUUCUCAGAUUACUACAAAGAAGAUGAACCGCGUAAAGUUACAAAUGCUGACGGUGCUGGUAAAAAUAAACUUUCAUAUGAUCCAGCAGAGCAUCCACAUGGUUUGCUACCACCACCCUAUCACUGUGGUAAAUUUUUACGACAACGUAAAAUACCAUUUCAAUUACCUUAUGAUCUUUGGUGGCUCCACACACACUCACGUUUGCCUGGCCGUGACUUGGUACCCUCUUGGAAUUACAGAAAAAUCCGUACAAAUAUUUAUUAUGAUGUUAAACCGACAACCCUGUAUGAACCACAGGCAUGUGAAUGUAAAACAGACAGUGGUUGUGGCGAUGAUUGUAUCAAUCGCAUGGUUUUCAGUGAAUGUUCAUCACAGAUGUGUCCUUGCGGCGACGGUUGCGGUAAUCAGAAAAUUCAACGACACGAGUGGACACCGGGCUUGCAAAGAUUCAUGACAGAAAAUAAAGGAUGGGGUGUCAGAACAAAGGAUUCCAUUAAAACAGGUUGUUUCAUACUGGAGUAUGUCGGUGAAGUUGUUUCUGAAAGGGAAUUCAAAUCACGCAUGGCGACAAGAUACGCCAAUGACACGCAUCAUUAUUGUCUUCAUUUAGACGGCGGACUAGUAAUUGAUGGGCAUCGUAUGGGUGGGGACGGACGUUUUGUUAAUCAUUCAUGUGAGCCUAAUUGUGAAAUGCAAAAAUGGAGUGUCAACGGUUUACCACGCAUGGCAUUAUUCGCGUCGCGUGAUAUUGAAUCUGGAGAAGAAUUGACUUAUGAUUACAACUUUGCUCUAUUUAAUCCAUCGGAAGGACAAAUAUGUAGAUGCGGUAGCAGUGCGUGUCGUGGAGUUAUUGGUGGUAAAAGUCAACGUAUUGCAAGACCACUCGCCACUCCAGCUUUGCCGUCUGUCGAGAAUACCGAACGUAGAUCUGUCGGUCGGCCACGCAAAAAUGUACGUAAAUCAAAUCAAGUACAAGCAACAUUAAAAGGCUUGUGUAAGACUCGUAAAGUUGGGGAUUCAAGUUUAAUAAAUACUCCGAUGGUUAAACCUAUGUCACAGCAACAGCGAUACUUUGCACAACAGCAUCACUGUUUCUUGCUAAGGAAUUUAGAGAAAGUUAAACGUAUGAAGACGCCAGUAGCUCAGCAAGUAAACACUCAAGCUAAGAGCAAAGAUAAUAAAGUUGUUCCUGCUGCUAAAGAAAAAAUAACUACCGAGUCAAAGUCACAAUCAGAAGCAGCGUUUUUUACUCAGUUAACAGCUUUGACGAAUAAUGCAUCACGGACUGUCAGAACUCGUCGUUUAGCUCAAGCUCAAGAUGAUCCGGAGGUUAAUAAAACUGCUAAGUUAGCUAAAGUAUUAAAAGAUUUGUAUAAUGUUAUCUCUACUGCUAACGAUGAAAAUAGUUUAUUACUUUGUAUGCCAUUUAUUACUCUGCCACCUAAAAGAAAAUUGCCUGACUAUUAUGAGAAAAUUCAAGAUCCGAUAGAUUUAACAAUUAUUGAUCAGGGUAUUAGUACUGGUCAUUAUAAAACAGCAGAACAAUUUGAUCAGGAUAUUAUUAAAUUAUUUGAUAAUAAUGUUAAAUACUUUGGCAGAACUUCUGAAGUAGGUAUCGCAGCGGCUCGCCUACGUAAAAUAUACUUAGGAAGUAAAACAAACUUCAUUGAAGCAAUAACAGAAGCAACAGGGUCACCACCUGCCCAAUGUUUCUUACCACCUCGAGGCUCAACAGCUGGCGAAGAAGACGUUAUCAGAUGUAUUUGUGGCUUACACAGAGAUGAAGGUUUAAUGAUACAAUGUGAACGAUGUUUAGUAUGGCAACACUGCGACUGCGUUAAAGCUGAUACAACUGCUGAAUCUUAUCUAUGUGAACGGUGUCAACCAAGACCUGUUGAUUAUGAAAUACCGCUCGAGGGCGAGGAAGAGGAAAAAGGUAAAAAACACUACGUAACUCUGAUGCGUGGUGAAUUACAAUUAAGGCAGGGUGAUACUGUCUACGUAUUGCGUGAUACACCAGAAAAACACACAUACAAAACUCUUGAAAAGUUUGAUUAUGAACAAAUGGAUAUAUUUAGAAUUGAAAGAUUGUGGAAAAACGAUCAAGGUGAAAGAUUUGUUUUUGGUCAUCAUUAUUUACGACCCCAUGAAACUUACCAUGAGCCAACGAGGAAGUUUUAUGAAAAUGAAGUUGUUUGUGCGCCGCUUUAUGAAGCUGUGCCGUGCGAUUUAGUUGCUGAAAGAUGCUGGGUACUUGAUCCUCACACUUAUUGCAAAGGGAGACCUGUUGGUGCUACUCCGGAACACACUUAUGUUUGUGAAUAUAGAGUUGACAGAGCUGCUAGAUUGUUCACUAAAGUUGCUAGAGCUCGUCAUCAAGUUUGUACUAAACCAUAUGCUUUUGAAACCUUUCCGCAACGUAUUAAACACUACCGUACUUAUUUGCCUCACAGUUUGGAAAGUAUACAAGCAAUAAAAGCGAUGAGAGAAAAGAAAAAGAGCGCAGCACAUAUGGAUAAUGACCAUAAUCAUAAAACGGAGAUUGAUGCUAAAGUAAAUGGUAAAGAACAAUUAAAGUCAGUUGGAAAAAACAGAAAUAAAUCAUGUGAUGAUCAAACUACUACGCGACUUACGGUGUCACCUGCUCAACGAGAAGAACAACGAAAAAGAUUGAAUCGGAUCCUUAAAAAUUUACUCCAACGAAUGCCAAAUAAGAAGGACCCAUUGGACUUGUCAUUUUUAUUAGAACGUAACCGUAGAAAUCGUAAAAGACCAAGUGGAUGUAAACAGUGACAGUGGAUGACACGCACACAUAAGUGUUGCGCUACUCUAUGUGAGUAGUUACUGUACAAAUAAUUUUAGACAAAGAGAAUAACGCCACCGAGACAAAAAUAAAAACAAAAUUGUGAAUAAUUGAAUUAAUUUUUAAUAGAUAAAUAUUAGUUUCAAGUAUUGGCAUUAUUAAUUAUAAUCUUUAUUGAAUUUUUAAUUAUUGAUAACUUUUAUUAGUGAUCUGUUGAUAAAAAUUUUAUUGUAUACUUUUCACAUAAAAAAGCUAUCCCGUCCAAUCAGCUUAAUUAUAGCUUCUGUCAUAUUAUGUAGUUAUUAUUGUCUAUAUUAUAUUGGAGCUAAUGUGUUAAAUAUCAAUUGAUUUAUCAAAAUGAAAAUUAUUUGAAUAAUUGAGCUUAAUCUAUGACCAGUGGAAUACGUGUAUUUUAAAAUAAUUAACAGUAAUAUCAUUUAUAUUAAUAAUAGUCUUCUUCUUCUAGCUCCAAUAUAUUAAUAUUUUACUGUCUUCUUAGGUGAUUAUGUAGUAUUAAGUUACAUAAAUUUUAGAAACCUUAGACUCUACAAUAAGUGUAAAAGAAUGAUAAAUUUUUCGAUUUGAUAAGAUUUAAACCUACACUCUACUAGACAAGGUUCGAAAUUUGUACAGAGAUAUUUGUAAAUUAUUUCCUAUUAUUUGAUAGAAAAAAAAAUGUUGUUAAGUCCAGAUUAUAGUUGAUUAUAUAAAUUGUAAUGGAGAA